Molecule: messenger RNA, 696 nt
Organism: Nilaparvata lugens (brown planthopper)
Lineage: Eukaryota; Metazoa; Arthropoda; Insecta; Hemiptera; Delphacidae
Product: RNA polymerase II degradation factor 1-like
Exons: 2
Coding region: 1-696 (231 amino acids)
Source: RefSeq, a predicted model, not a curated record
AUGAAAGAAGACAAACGUGUGACCCUGCUGUUGGCAUUCUGCCUGCUGUUGGGCACAACAUCCGCCACCAAGACAACCGAAACAGCCACCAAACCACCAGUUCCUCCUCCACCACCUCCAGAAAUACUCUUCAUCCACUUCUCACCAGAUGUCACCGCUCGGCCUCCGAUCAAUGACGUCACAGCUAUGCCUUCCCAGUAUGACGUUACCACUAGUAGGCUGCGAUCUGAGGAUUAUCUGCGCAGACGCGUUGUCUACGAAAUUGAGCCGUAUUUGGGGACGCUGCAAAAUCAGAACCAGUACCAGAGUAGUCCAAACCAGUUGUCGCUGAAUAAUCCGGAUUUUAAUGUGCUCGCUAGCAGACCUAUCAAUUAUCAGAGGCCACCUGGACAGUCGCAACCUCAACCUCAGAGACCUCAAUAUCAGCAACCUCAGAGACCUCAAUAUCAACAACCUCAGAGACCUCAGUAUCAACAACCUCAGAGACCUCAAUAUCAACAACCUCAGAGACCACAAUAUCAGCAACCUCAGAGACCACAAUACCAGCAACCUCAACGACCUCAAUACCAGCAACCUCAAAGGCCUCAAUAUCAGCAUCCUCAGAGACCGGCUUACAAUCCUCCACGUUUACCUUUUGCAUCAGUUUUAUCGAGUCCUUUGAAUAGCAGGCCACGUGAAGAGGAGGUGAUCAGUUGA